This is a messenger RNA of Magnolia sinica, 945 nucleotides long. RefSeq names its product DNA mismatch repair protein MSH4-like. The coding region runs from base 538 to 813 and encodes 91 amino acids. The record is from RefSeq and is a predicted model, not a curated record. The transcript is spliced from 3 exons. Lineage: Eukaryota; Viridiplantae; Streptophyta; Magnoliopsida; Magnoliales; Magnoliaceae.
UCUGAAGAAACAUCUUAAAACUUCAAAAUUUCAUCUUUUUUAGUUACUGCAUUUUCUGUAUCUGUUAUAAACAUCAAAUAAAUAGGUCAUAUUCAGUCUUUCAGCUGAAUGUGAGCAUUAAAAUCCUGCCUAUGAAACCCAUUCUUCCUUCCACUUGCAGGGCGAAAUGCACUCAGAGUUCCCGGUUACACUUAUUGCCUUUUACCACGUCAUGGGCAUCUAUGUGGUUGGUUUCCUCAGUUCCCUCUCUGCAGCUAUCAUUUACUUCCUCUACAUCCAUUUAUACAGAGUUUCUUUUACUUCAACAUUGAUAUGGUCGUUUGUCUUUUUAAUGCUACUGUAUUCAUAAAUUUAUCACUGUAACUCCAAGAUAAUGGUGGCUUAAUGUUGCUGAGGUGAACUACUAUGAUCUAUUUCUCAGUUGCAUUUAUUGCUCAUUAUCAAUCUUUUGUGCAGGUUGGAGUGGCUGCCUUUGACCUGAGGUUAGCCUCACUUCAUCUUUCACAGUACAUUGAAACAAGCAGUUCGUAACAAAAUAUGAAGACUCUACUACAUUUUUAUGAUCCCAUGGUGAUCAUUGCCCACCCAAACAAGCUCGCACCAGAUGGUAUGGUUGGAGUUUCAGAGCUGGUUGAUAGAUGUUAUACAUCAACCAAGAAUGUUAGCAUGGCUCAUGGGUGCUUUGAUGAUACUAAGGGAGCUGUGAUGGUUAAAAGUUUGGCUGCCAAGGAACCAUCUGCUCUUGCCUUGGAUAUUUAUUGCAAGCAGUAUUAUCUCUGUUUGGCUGCUGCUGCUGCUACUAUCAAAUGGUAAUCCAAUUCUGCAUGCAUUUCAGUUCUACCUAUUUUUCUAUUCAUGUUGUAACUUCCACUCAAGAGCAUAUCUGAUAUAGAGUGGAUGAUCCCAACCAACAAUGAAUGAGAUUAACGCCUCCAAAAGAGGAAG